GACCGCACCUCGUAUCGUCGUCUAGCUCCGUUUCGUUUCCGGGAAGCAACCAACCUUCGUUCCCGGGCAGCCGACGACCCUUGCGCCGUCUUCGUCUGUCAAGAGUACAGUUUGACGCGAGCAGCUGCCGGUUCCUUCUCUCGUGCGCCUUUGCUAGCUUGGGAUCGAUCAAAGCCGGUGAGCGACCGAGCGAGCGAGUGAGGAUCGGAACAUCUGCCAUCAUGGCCUCCGAGCAUGCGCAGCUGUCUGCCAAGGCCGCCGCCGGCAGCAGGUUCGCGGUGACGUACGGCCUGCUGAGGCAGUACAUGAAGGAGCAGGGCGGCAGCGGCGCCACCAGGAGCCUCGCGCCGGCCGUGGGCGUGGGCCUCAUGCCGGAAGCCGACGCUGCUGCGGCGGCGGAGGCGACCGAGGAGAGGACCACCGUGCUGGAGCUCUUCCCGCAGCAGGCUGGCACGCUCAAAGACGAGCAGCAAAGGAAGAGGAAGGAGCGUGCUGACGGGAGAGCGCCGCUGACCAUCUUCUACGGCGGCAAGAUGGUGGUCUUCGACGACUUCCCCGCCGAGAAGGCCGAGGAGCUGAUGCAGCUCGCCGGCUCCGGCAACGCCGCCCAGGACGCGCUGGGACAGCCCAGCCUCACAGACAUGCCCCUCGCGAGGAAGGUGUCGCUAAAGAGGUUCCUGGAGAAGAGGAAGAACCGGCUCACCGCGGCAGAUCCAUACCCAGCAGCGGCGGCGACGGCGGCGGCAAGCGAGUCGUCGACUAAGCCUCCGGCAGUGAAAGACGAGGGCGCGCCGUGGGUCGGCGUGAACUCGGCGCUCAGCCUCAGCUGAACAAUCUCAUCGACGGCAGCCUGCCUACCUAUCGCUAUAGGGAAAAACUAGCUAUUUCCCGGCCGUAAAAAUAUGUACGUGUUUGGCCCCCCUUGACAUUUACACCAGUAAAAUGGCUGCUUCAGUUCAGGGGAAUUAUUAGCUGGGUAGCUAAUUACCAUGAUCGGUUUAUUUAGUUGUCUGUUUGAGAAUUCUUUGGCCAGAACGAAGAAGAAUUCUUUUUUUCUUCCUUGCUGGUAUUCAUCAUAUCUGCGAGGAUACGAACUGAUUAAUUAGACCUAGUCGAACUCAUAUAUAUACAUAGUGUGUAAAUUCAAAUAAGAUGAUGGAACAGGUUAUAUGCAAUUCUUUCGCUUCA
Molecule: messenger RNA, 1188 nt
Organism: Zea mays
Lineage: Eukaryota; Viridiplantae; Streptophyta; Magnoliopsida; Poales; Poaceae
Exons: 3
Coding region: 222-830 (202 amino acids)
Biological process (GO): response to wounding; regulation of jasmonic acid mediated signaling pathway; regulation of defense response
Cellular component (GO): nucleus
Source: RefSeq, marked validated